AUGUUGGCUGACGAUAUUGAAAGAAUCAAUACUCAUGCGAGUAUUGGAAACUUUAACCCCGUUUUUGCUGGAUUAUAUGGUCUUUUGUUCUUUGCAUGUAUUAUUAUUUAUACUAUUGUACUUCCAUUUUAUAUUUAUGCCAAUAAAGUGAACCACGAAAGAGAUAAAGAGAUUUUGAUCUACCCAAUUACAAAACACUUUUAUCAAAUGGUAAUAGUAUACUAUCUUAUAUUUAUUUCAACAUGCUUCAGCGUCUUCUUUUACCCUUAUUUAUCAGACAGCAUCGUACUCAUAUCAUUUAUUGUUCAGGGUUUAUUUAGUUCACUCAACAUAAUUACUCAAGUCUUUCACGUGCUACUGUUUGUACUCUCAGUUGAACGGUUUUUUCUCUACUUUUUCCCAUCCAGCGAAAAACUAUUCAAAUUCACGCAAAAUAUAAUCAAGUACUUGUAAUUUUUUAUAAUUACAAAAGAAGUUUCAUGUGCCAUAUUCUCAGUUUGGAAGUACCAGACUGUUCAAAAUAUGUACUGGACUAAUUUUUUCCUUUGCAUAACGUGCUCUAUCAAUGAUGUUCUUGUAUUUCUCUCGGCUAUUUUAUAUAUUCCGAUUGUUAUAAGUAUUCGGAAGUUUGUAAAUUUACAGUCAGCUCAACAUUCCAAGCCGCAUAAAUAUAUUUUCUUGCAAACAAUGGUGGUUUUCACAUUCAAAUCGAUUCAAGUUCUCGUAUACCUUAUGACAAACCAUACUGGUAUUUCCUUAACUAGUUUAUUCAUAUACGCUAUAGUAACAUCAGACUAUAUCACCACACCGUUAAUAGUCCAACUGUCAUACCUGUCAUGCAAUAAAAGGAACGUGAAACUUUUGCUCUCCUCGAUGAGUGCUCGGAAGUUAUUCCAUGUCCUGUUCAGAACGGGUGCCACCGUGUUGCCACGUUCAUCUACAAACUACUCCACAUAUAUGAUCUAA
Molecule: messenger RNA, 966 nt
Organism: Caenorhabditis elegans
Lineage: Eukaryota; Metazoa; Nematoda; Chromadorea; Rhabditida; Rhabditidae
Source: the annotation of a RefSeq genome assembly